CAGACACCGAAUCUGCAGCUGCAGUACUGACAUCUUCACCUCGCUCUUCCGCCUCGGGACGCUGACCCGUCUGAUUCACCAUGCUUCUCCUCGGCCUGCUGGCUCUCUCUCUCCCGGUACUGGGCUGGGGCCGGGCUUUCGACCUGGGCCAGUCCACCCGCUGCGUGCCCAUCCCCCGCCACAUGGGCGUCUGCCAAGACGUGGGCUACUCAGAGAUGCGGCUGCCCAACUUCCUGGGCCACACCAGCCUGGAAGCAGAGGUGGUGCCCCGCUCAGAGGACUGGAGGCCGCUGCUUCAGACGGGCUGCCAUGCCCAGGCCCGAGCCUUCCUCUGCUCCCUCCUCGCUCCCGUCUGCCUUGACACCUUUAUACAGCCAUGCUAUAGCCUGUGCGUGGCUGUGAGGGACAGCUGUGCCCCAGUGCUGGCCUGCCAGGGGCAUGAGUGGCCCAGUGAACUGGACUGUGACCGCUUCCCGGCCCAGGAGGACAUGUGUCUGUCACCCAUUCAGAAACACACCAGCCUCUUCUCUAAAGGUUUGCCCCAGCCUGCCUGUCAGGACUGCCCCAUGGUGGUAGGGUUACCUCCUCUCAAGCGGGUCCUGGACGCCCUCUGCCUCAAUGACUUCGCUGUCAAGGCCAAGCUGUCCCGCCAGCACCUGCCAUCGGGGGAGGCAGAGUUCACGGUGGAGGGCCGGGUGGAGUUUGUGCGCCAGGGUCCCCUACUGCCUUACGACACCCAGAGCAUGCUACGCCAGUGGCUACUCAUCAACCGCGGAUGUGCCCAAACGCUGCUCCGGCCUGGUCACUCUCAGCUGUACCUGCUGACCGGCACGGUGCGGUCCGACGGCACGGUGACCCUCGACAGCCUCUUCCCCUGGCACAAGAAAGACGCCCACCUCGUCCUGGCCACCCGCAAGUGGAAACACCACCGGUGCUGAGCGACAGCGCCUCCGCGAUGGCUUAACAUCCUCUACUCCAAGCUGGAUUUGCUCGCAGCAGUACGAGUCGGAUAUUACCCUAGGAGAUCUCGUGUGGGACGGACGGAGAUAGAUAAAAACUUAAAUCCAGGGCUCAGUGAAGGGGCAGUAAUGCAAGUGGGUUACCCUGACACAUACCCGAGACAGGGACAAAGCAGCUUGGCAGUUUUCUUUUAUAACGCCACCUUGUGGCCAUCUGUAGCUGAGCCACAAGACUCAUAAAAGAUAUG
Molecule: messenger RNA, 1207 nt
Organism: Paramormyrops kingsleyae
Lineage: Eukaryota; Metazoa; Chordata; Actinopteri; Osteoglossiformes; Mormyridae
Gene: szl
Product: sizzled
Biological process (GO): non-canonical Wnt signaling pathway; canonical Wnt signaling pathway
Molecular function (GO): Wnt-protein binding
Source: RefSeq, a predicted model, not a curated record